This is a messenger RNA of Bacillus rossius redtenbacheri, 3136 nucleotides long. RefSeq names its product calnexin (gene Cnx99A). Gene Ontology annotation, biological process: protein folding. The record is from RefSeq and is a predicted model, not a curated record. The transcript has 11 exons. Gene Ontology annotation, molecular function: calcium ion binding. Lineage: Eukaryota; Metazoa; Arthropoda; Insecta; Phasmatodea; Bacillidae. Bases 328 to 2118 code for a protein of 596 amino acids. Gene Ontology annotation, cellular component: endoplasmic reticulum; endoplasmic reticulum membrane.
UUGCAUGGAUUUGUUUUUCUAUUAUAGAUUAAUUUACUUCACAUUUUAGUGAUAGUUAUCUGUGAUUGUGUUUUGCUGAGUAAUGUUGGGAGAAUUGUUUCGGCCAACUGUUUGUUGGUGAUUGGUUCAAAAUUGAGUUAAAUUAUUGUUGUAGAGGGGUCGGAAGUGAAAAAGGAUUGAAUGUGUAAUCGAGGGGCGUAUUUACAGUGUUAAAUAAAUUUAGUGGUUUCGAAACUGUGAUUGGGUGUAACAUACUACUACCUGAAACUAAACAAUACCGAAAGGGUCAAAAUCGAUAUAUACGCAUAAGGACUUAAGGCGACACCCAUGGCGGGCGGGAAGCUGUACGCGAGCUGCCUGUCUCUGGCCCUGCUCUGCUCGCUGCUGGGCGCGGCCCGCUGCCAGGACGACGACGACGUAGUCGUCACCACGGAGGAGGUCGAUGACCAUAUGGAGGAUUUUGCAUAUGUCAGUCCUGUAGCACCAAACAAUGCUUAUCUUGCUGAGCAUUUUGAUGAUGUUGAACAAUUCAAGAAAAAAUGGGUUUUGUCAGAAGCCAAGAAGGAAGGAAUUGACGAUGACAUAGCGAAAUAUGAUGGGAAGUGGAGCGUGGAGACGCCCCAGAAGAACUCGAUGAAGGGCGACCUGGGGCUGGUGCUGAAGUCGAAGGCGAAGCACGCGGCCAUCUCGUCACGGCUGAACCGGCCGUUCCAGUUCGCGGGCCGGCCGCUGGUGGUGCAGUACGAGGUGACGCUCCAGGAGGGGCAGGAGUGCGGGGGGGCCUACCUCAAGCUGCUGUCUCUGGGCAAGCACACUGCCGACCUGCGGCAGUUCCACGACAAGACCCCCUACACCAUCAUGUUCGGGCCCGACAAGUGCGGCAACGACCACAAGUUGCACUUCAUAUUCCGCCACAAGAACCCCUUGAAUGGCACGUUCACCGAGAAGCACAGCAAGAAGCCCAAAGACAGGAUGGAAGAACCGUUCAAGGACAAACUUCCACACCUGUACACACUGAUAGUUCGUCCAGACAACACGUUCACGAUCCUUCUGGACCACAAGACUGUCAACGAAGGCAGCCUCCUGGAAGACUUCACUCCGGCGGUGAACCCGCCUGCGGAGAUCGAUGACCCUUCCGACAGGAAGCCGUCGGACUGGGACGACCGCGAGAAGAUCCCGGACCCGGACGCGCGCAAGCCGGACGACUGGGACGAAGACGCUCCGGCUACCAUCCCCGACGCGAGCGCCACCAAGCCGGAGGGCUGGCUGGACGACGAGCCAGAGAUGAUCCCGGACCCCAACGCUUUGAAGCCCGAUGACUGGGACGUGGACAUGGACGGGGAGUGGGAGGCCCCGCUGAUCGUGAACCCCCGCUGCGAGCAGGCGCCCGGCUGCGGGGAGUGGAAGCCGCCCUCCGUCUCGAACCCGGCCUACAAGGGAAAGUGGCGCACGCCCAUGAUCGACAACCCCAACUACAAGGGCAAGUGGAAGCCCCAGCGCAUCCCCAACCCGGACUUCUUCGAGGACAAGAACCCCUUCAGGAUGGCGGACAUUGGAGCAGUUGGCUUUGAGUUGUGGUCCAUGUCUGACAUGAUUCUUUUUGACAACAUCAUAGUCACAGAUGACCCAGCAGGGGCUGCCCAGUGGGCUGCAGAGACAUUUGAUAUCAAACGAAGGAAAUUUGAAAAGGAAGGGGAGAACCUCCUCACCCGGCUAAUCAACUACACUAACGAGCGCCCGUGGCUCUGGGCCGUGUACGUGGUAGUCAUUGGUCUCCCUGUAGUGCUGCUGAUAGUCAUGUGCUGUACCUCCUCGUCCCAGGAGAAGGAGGAGCAGAGGCGGGCCGCGGAGGCCAAGAAGACGGACGCGGUGAGCGCGGACUACCCCGACGAGGCGGAGGAGGAUCAGCAGGAGGCUGCGGACGCCGGCCCGAGCACCAGCGCGGCCUCCAAGGGCGACCUGGAGGUGAAGGAGGCCCAGGGGAGCGGCGACGAGGCUCCUCUGCUCAACAGGGAGGCCGUACGUCCGCCCGAUGACGCGGAGGAGCGCUCUGGGGACGCAGCUGACGGUGACGCACGCCACUCGCCGCGCAAGAGAACCCUCAGGAAGGACGACUGAUGCGUCGCUCGUUGAAGCAAUGCGGUCUCUCACACAGACAUUGGAAACACUCCUGCAGUGUCAGACUCGAAAACUUGUAUUCCUUUUUAUGUUCGCUCAUUUGUAAUUUCCCCCUCCCCAAGACAGGCUGAUGGUAGAACCAUGGUUAGUGUUUACUUCAUAUGCCAAACUGUAUCGUCGGCCUUUGAGAGUUAGAGGCAUUUCUCGUGCUGAAGUGCGACAAUUGUAAUGUAUCAUUUACAUAUUUAAAAAAAAAUGAUGUUGCUGACUAGUGUAUGGUAAAGUUGCUGUGCAGUUCUGUGUGAUGUGAAUUGCAUUUGUGUUGCAAGGAUCAGUAUAUUUGAACUUUGGAUAUCUUAACAUGUAUUAUAUUUAUACUUUAUAUAGUAAUUGUCAUGAGAUAUAUUUUAACAGUUUAAAGAAAAUCGAUAUAGUUGUGGCAGCUUCAGAAAAGUGUAAAUUGUUAUUAUUAACAUGUUUGGUAUUUAGAUUUUAUUUGUUCUUAGUUAACAUUAAAUAGAUAGGUAAUAUAUUUAAACUCAUUUGAGGUCUGUAUGAUGCUCGCAUGACGUUUUGUAGAUUACUGCCCCCAAGAAUUAUAAACUAGUACAGUGUUAUAAAAUGGACUAUUUUAACCUGAGCUCAUAGCUGUAGCUGUCAAUACCGGGUCCGUUGAGACCAUAGUCUGUGGAAUGAGUGUUGUAUGGGUUUCUUUUAUUGUACUGUUCUGGGAUUAGUUACCGUUUGUGUAAAAUAACUAUUUGGCUGCACGGGCAUGGAUUUUAUCAUUUAAGCAUGUUAGGGAAGAUAUUAUAUUUCGUGGAAUUUGUGUUGUCUUGGUUGAUUAAGUGAUUUCUGUUAAAGUUAAUAAUUAAUAUUAUUGUCAUUUGUGUAGAAUGUUUUGCUUACACGAAAAGAGAAAGAAAUAUGAAGGUCUGUAAAAUGUGUUCCAUUAAAUGGAAAUAUGCUAGUCUUUGUUUCAUGCAGUUUUGUUGGCAAUAAAACUCUCAGCACUGUG